AUGUCGAGCCAGAAUAUAUCGGAGGAUGAUAAAGACGUCAUAGAGAACAAUCCCGACGUUGAAAAGAAUUUGGCACAGACAUCGUACCCGGAACUCAAACAAGUCAGCAGCAAUGCCCUGAGCAGGAUCACCUCACGUCUCAGCACUCGAGAUAUCGUCGAUCCUGGACCACCUCCAGAUGGAGGCCUCAAAGCAUGGAUCCAAGUCGCCAUGGCGUGGAUUGUCUGCUUUUGUACCUGGGGUUACAUCAAUUCAUUUGGUGUCUUUCAAACCUAUUACACCGAGACCUUGGGCGAAUCGCAGUCGACCAUCUCCUGGGUGGGUUCCAUUCAAUUGUGGGUGGUCUUCUUCGUGAGCGCCUUCUCCGGUCGGGCGCUGGAUGCCGGGUUCUUCGUUCCGAGCUUGCUCAUCGGUUCAAUCGUCCAAAUCAUCGGAAUCUUCAUGACGAGUCUAUGCAAGAACUUCUGGCAGCUUUUGCUUGCUCAGGGCCUCUGUACCGGUCUGGGCAGUGGAAUAUUCUUCUGCCCCACCAUGGGACUUGUGACGACGUAUUUCAGGAAGAACCGCGGACUCGCUGUUGCCAUUGUGUCGGCUGGGAACUCGGCAGGCGGUGCCAUAUAUCCGGUGCUUGUGCGCCAGCUCCUCCCAAAGAUUGGAUAUGCAUGGACUGUCCGCGUGCUCGGUUUCGUGAACCUGGGAUUGCUUUCGUUGGCACUGGCAUGCAUGCGGCCGAGACUGCCUCCGCGGAAAUCUGGGCCGAUCGUCGAAUGGAGGGCAUUCUGUGAAGUGCCGUAUGUCUGUGUCCUCCUGGGCAUGUCGCUCGUCUUUGGAGGAUUAUUCUUCUCCUACUAUUACAUCGCUUCCUUUGGCCGGACAGUCCUGAAUAUGAGCUAUGAAGACUCACUCACUUUGCUCAUCAUCUUCAAUGGGGCCGCGAUACCUGUCCGACUUGUCACGGGGUUCAUUGCGGAUCGUUUCAUGGGUCCGUUGAACGCGAUGGUUCCACUCCUUUUCAUCAACGGGGUUUUUGCAUUUAGCUGGAUCGCAGUGAAGUCGGAAGCAGGCAUUGACGAGUUUGAACAACGAUUUGAGCAAGAAUGGUGGUUUCAAUGUCAACCAACCAUUUCCCACUAUUGGGGCCAGUACUCGCCCUACUUUACUGUACCCUCCGAUAUCUCGACAGACGUUCCUGAUAGCUGCAAAGUCACAUUCGUUCAGAUCUUGUCCCGCCAUGGAGCUCGAGAUCCGACAGCAUCAAAGACCAAGACCUACAAUAACACCAUCAAACAGGUGCAUGCCAAUGUGAAAACCUUCACAGGGCCGUAUGAGUUUCUCGCCAAUUAUUCGUACACUCUCGGCGCGGACCAGUUGACGACUUUCGGUCAGGAGCAGAUGGUCAAUUCGGGUACCAAAUUCUAUCAUCGAUAUCGCUUGCUUGCAAUGUCCCUCGAACCCUUCAUCCGUUCCUCGGGCGAGAAUCGGGUGGUAGAGUCGGCCCUCAAUUGGACACAGGGCUUCCACGCCUCGAAACUGGCCGACAAAUCUGCGGAUGUCGACUCUGGCUAUCCAUAUCCGGUGAUCCUGCAGUAUGAAGGUGAUGGAUUCAACAACACGCUGAACCAUGCUCUUUGCACUGAGUUUGAGAACGGCACAGCCGGCGAUAUUGGCAACGACGCUCAGGAGGCCUGGGCGAAGAUCUUCAUCCCUCCCAUCCAAGCACGCCUCAACGCCGGUCUGCCCGGCGCUAAUCUCAGCAUGGACCAAACAGUGGACAUGAUGGACCUUUGCCCGUUCAACACCGUUGCCAACGAUGACGGCAUCAUUUCGCCAUUCUGCGCCCUCUUUACCGAAGCCGAAUGGCACAGUUACGGCUACUAUCAGACACUGGGCAAAUACUAUGGCUAUUCUUAUGGCAAUCCUCUGGGGCCUACACAAGGGGUGGGCUUCGUCAACGAGCUCAUUGCGCGGCUGACCAACACCUCUGUUCAAGACCACACAUCUACGAACCAUACUCUGGACGAUGAUCCCGCCACGUUCCCUUUGGGCCGGAAGCUGUAUGCGGAUUUCAGCCACGAUAACGAUAUGACAGCCAUCUUUUCGGCACUAGGACUUUAUAACAACACGCUACCAUUGCCCAACACGACGGUCGUGGAGGCUAGUGCAGCGGGUGGUUACAGUGCCGCUUGGACCGUUCCGUUUGCUGCUAGAGCUGGAGGCGGCACCUCUGGCUGUGUGAUUGCGGGAAGACUCGCCGAAGCGCUCUCCCAGAGAUCGGAUGUCUCUGUCCUGGUGGUCGAGGCUGGGCCGGACUCGACGGGUCACCCGCUCAUCACCAUGGUGGGCGGCCUCUUCCAAGCCAUGGGCGGCGAGCUGGACUGGGGCCUGGAGACCGUGCCGCAGGAACACCUCGACAACCGCGUGCUGCAGCUCAACCGCGGCAAGUUCCUGGGCGGGAGCAGCGGGUUCAACGGGACGCUGUGCAUCCGCGGGUGCAAGACCGACUACGACGACUGGGGCCUCGAGGGCUGGACUGGCGACGACAUGUUCCGGUACAUGAAACGCGCAGAGACGUUCCACGGCAAAGACUGGUUCAAGGCGGCAGAGGCGUAUCACGGCACGGAUGGUCCCUUGCAUGUUGAACCGCACGAUCUGGCGCCCAUCUCCAAUCACGUCCUAGAGUCCUUGCAGGAUAAAGGCUUGCCGCUGGUAGAUGACUUGUUCACCACGGGCCAGGCAGCACAUGCCUGUGGCCAUGUUCCCCGGACGGUGCAUGGCGGCGUGAGAACGUUCGGCACUGACUACCUGAAAGGUCACGAAGGUCGAGUGGAUAUCGUGGUCGAUACCGUAGUCGACAAAGUCAUCCUUGAGCACGUCCAAGGGGAUGUUGUGGCGACGGGCGUCGAGGUUGUCGAUAACUCUGGGAACAGGAGGGUGUUGAAAGCUGGUCAGCAAGUCAUAUUGUCUGCAGGUGCGUACUGCUCGCCGACUAUUCUGCUUCGAUCUGGCAUCGGCCCAAAAGAUGAGCUCACACAGCUCGGCGUCGAUUGUAUAGUCGAUUCUCCGGGCGUCGUGUUUGUCCCCUACGAAGUCACGCAGCCGGACCUCACCAACGACCGAUUCAUCCACCACGCCAACGGUUUCGCAAAUUCCCUGGCAACCUACCAGAGCUCUCAAUCUGGCUUCUUUUCCACAUUUCCCUUUGGCAUCUUUGCGCUGGCGCGACUCGACGACGGGUUGAACUCGUCGUCUUUGUGGCGCGAGAGAUCCGCCGCGACGUCUGGGUCGACACGAGAUGCUGCUGACCUCACACCCGAGCAGGCUCACGUCGAAUACAUGCACACUGAGUUGUAUUCAGGCCACGUUCACGGAUAUCCCAUUCCCUUGGAGGGGAAGUACGGCUUCGAGAUGAUGACACUGCUGUUUAGCCAACAGAGCCGCGGCACAGUCACCCUGCGCUCCACGAGCCCGCAUGACAAGCCAAUCAUCGACCCUCGCUACCUAUCCGAUCCUCUCGAUCUGCUCAUGUUGGCCGAAGGCGUGCGCUUUGCACACUCGAUCGUGACAACCGGAUCUGGCACCAAGAACAUCAUCGCCCCGGGCGUGUGGAUGGCUGGUCCGAAGUACGCGGCCUUGGGGCCCGAAACUACCAGGGAAGACUGGGAGCCGUAUGUGCGUCAGUACAGCGCCACGGCGCACCACCCGGCGGGCACGUGUCGCAUGGGGAAGGAUGGCGAUACGAUGGCUGUAGUGGACGAGAAGCUGCGUGUCAGGGGCGUCAAGGGUUUGAUGGUUGCCGACUGCAGCAUCAUGCCGAGUCUGAACGGUGGACACACGCAGAUGCCAGCGUAUGCCAUUGGGGAGAAGGCUGCAGAGUUGCUUCUCUGUGUGAAAGAAGGUGGUGCUGCUUGGGCCGGCUUUGGUGCACGUAGUCUCAAUGAACCGCAGGAAGUUCAAGCAUCUCUUGCUACUCUUAUUGCCAUCUCUUCCAGCGCCAACCCAAGUAUAACUAAGUUGGCGUGCCUCAGUAACGUGUGCCUUGGACAUUGUAAUGGACAGCUUCGGCGUCAGAAACUCGUGCGAAUUGCUCCGCAAGUCAGUCUCAAGCGUGAUCUCGGAACAAUUGACCAGUUGAACGACGCUCUGACCGCUCGCAAUCAGAUCAUCAAGCAGCUUUUGCCGGCAGUGGACUUUGACAGCCUGCCGGGCCUUUCUCGAGAGAGUGUUAUCCGAUUGAUCAGUAAUGAGGUUGAUACCCAGACACCUUCGCCAGCUGCUGAUGGUGCUGUCGCCAAUGAGGUUCCAGAAGCUUUGCAAUCCCUCAACGAUAUCGCUGCAGAUGAGGAAUGGAAUGAGGCUCAGGACGAGGAAGGUCCGGAGCCACCAGUUGGCGACGCUGUCAACGGCAUCAUCAUCCACCAACACCCGGGCUCAUAUCCGCGCGUUUCCUCGACUGGUGCUUUUCUGCAUGUGUUCUUCAGCGUCUGCCCCUCUGCAAAACAAUCGUUCUUGGAUCUUGGACAGUCGGCAUUUCAGAAACCAAAGCAACUCGUCGUUCGGAGUUCGAGCAAAGAGCCCCCACGGGCUGCGCAUCAUGUCGCCCCUGUAUCCUCCACACUUCCAUCCUUGUCGUCUGCACAACAGAUGGCCAUCGACGCGUAUUUCGAGCAGAUCCACGCCCUGAUCCCAAUGGUGGACGAGAGUCGCUUUCGGGAUGAGUUCUCGAGCCAGGAACGCACAGAUGACGGAUGGAAGGCGCUCUCAAACAUGGUCCUUGCAUUAGGUUCCAUUGCGGCGGGGGACGAUCAAUCACACUUCGCUUACCACGAACGAGCGCGGAAUCUCCUUGGUUACAACAUAUUUACCUCGGGAAAUCUGGAAAUGCUACAGGCGCUGGUUCUCUUGAGCGCGCUGUACUUGUACUACAUCAACUCGCCAAACACCGCAUUCUUAGUCAUGGGAACCGCAUUCCGGAUGGCUAUUGCCAUUGGCUUACAUCGUGAGCCAGCAAAGACGACAAAACUCGGCCAGACGCCUGAGGAAGAAGCUUUGGCACUGGCUCGAGCCGAAGUCAGACGAAGAACUUGGUGGUGUAUGAUCGCUGGAAACGCCUGGCAAGGAUUGUUGUUGCACCGUCCCAGGGUUGGAAGAUGGGAUCCGCUCACAAUGGACACCGCUUGGCCUUCUACGAAGCUCUCUUCAACCUCUGCGCGGCUAGAGAGCGUUGCACGGCAGAGACACAACGAGUCCGAGGACAGAGACUGGCAUGGCAUAGCUCUCCGCGUGACUGCCGAGUUUUGCAUCAUCGCUCAAAGGAUAGGAGAUCGAAUGGCCCAGUUGUCAUACAUUACACCUCGGGAGAUUUUUGCCUUCAGCGACGAACUCGAAAUUUGGAGUAAAUCCCAUCACUUUCGGUUCUUGUCGGAGAAUUCGUGUCCAAAACGAUUCUGGCUGAGUCGAGAGACCAUGAUGUAUCGAUUUUUGGGGGUACGCGUCCUGUUGUCUCGACCACAUCUGCUGCGGUUGGCAGACGACGCCAUGGCGCAUAAUGCAUUCACAGACGAGGACUGGAAGGUUGUAUCACUCUGCCAGAAUUCGGCGAGUGAAGUUAUCGACCUGAUCUGCUCGGGCCUUCAUCACGAUAGGGUUUCGGUCUGGCACUCGACCUUUGCACUUUUCCAAGCUUGUCUGAUUCCCCUGAUUUCUAUUGCUGUGGCAAAGAAAUUGAGUCUAUUUGGCGAAGCCGCAGUCAAUGGUUGGAAACAGAGUCUGGACGGUGCUAUUCGUGCAUUCAAAGAUAUGGCUCCUCAUACGAGGCCAGCGGACAGAUAUGGCAGCAUUGUCGAGGCAUUGCGAGAUGGCGUGAUAUCUUGGAAUAACGAAGAUUCUCAGUACGCAGCUGACAUCGACCAAUAUGCAGAUUUUCUGGCCAAUGCAAGAUCGGAGACCGCAAUGGACUUGAUGAAUUUUGACGGACAGGACGUCACCGCGCCGGGUCCAUUCCUGGAGUGGUUUGAUUAUGAUCUUUCGUUUGGAGAUCAACAGCUAAACUGGUACCCUCUUCCUGAUCCUUGA
Molecule: messenger RNA, 6072 nt
Organism: Fonsecaea monophora
Lineage: Eukaryota; Fungi; Ascomycota; Eurotiomycetes; Chaetothyriales; Herpotrichiellaceae
Exons: 9
Coding region: 1-6072 (2023 amino acids)
Biological process (GO): DNA-templated transcription; transmembrane transport
Molecular function (GO): oxidoreductase activity, acting on CH-OH group of donors; flavin adenine dinucleotide binding; transmembrane transporter activity
Source: RefSeq, a predicted model, not a curated record